Messenger RNA from Drosophila mojavensis, 2002 nucleotides. RefSeq names its product spermine synthase (gene Sms). The record is from RefSeq and is a predicted model, not a curated record. The coding region runs from base 92 to 1195 and encodes 367 amino acids. Gene Ontology annotation, biological process: spermine biosynthetic process. The transcript has 4 exons. Lineage: Eukaryota; Metazoa; Arthropoda; Insecta; Diptera; Drosophilidae. Gene Ontology annotation, molecular function: spermine synthase activity.
CGUAUCGCUAGAAUAAAAGCGCAUCCAGCACCAGGAAAACCUGCAUUCGUAUUUUGCACAUUCGGCGGGCUGAACCUCAGACAAUUUCGCCAUGGCUGCCCAGACAAUACUUUUUGAUUUUACCCUGGAUGCUGGAAAAACAGCGACUUCAAUACAACGCCAAGAAGUGGCCCGUAUUGUUCGCAACGAGCUAGAACAUGUGUUCACCCAAUUGGAACUUGCCUAUUCUAUGGAAUCCAUGGAUAAUGGAUACUUUUCGGUGCUGCACGAGAAUAAGGAGACAAUUAUAACGUGCCGCAUCUUCCAACAGGGUUUGUUAACCAUCAAUGUGGAGUAUUACUUGGCUGCCGGAAAGGAACCAGUCUUAUCCUUAGAUACCAUGCGAACAAUGGAGCUUAUUCUACGUCAGAAAUUAGAUUCCGAUCGAUCCAAGUAUUUACCGCCUAUAAAACGUGGUGGAUAUAUUGACAUAUACAUGACUAGCUCAGAUGAGCGCAUUAUUGAAUACGACAUCGAUACCCUUGUCUAUGAGGCUCGUUCGCCGUUCCAGAAGAUUCAAAUCCUGCACUCCAAGACGCUGGGCAACAUGCUAAUUUUAGACGAGCUGCAGAAUAUUGCGGAAUCUGAUUUGAUCUAUACGGAAACCCUAAUGGGCCGCGGCAUUGAGAACUACGAGGGCAAGGAGAUAUGUAUACUGGGCGGCGGAGAUGGCGCUCUACUCUACGAGCUGCUCAAGGAAAAGCCCAAGCAUGUGGUCAUGCUGGAAAUUGAUGAGCUUGUUAUGCAGGCCUGCAACAAGUAUCUGAGCAGCAUUUGUGGCGAUGUGUUGGAGAAGCGCAAAACCGAUCAAUAUGAGAUCAUAGUGGGCGAUUGCGUGGACUAUAUGAAGAAGUUCAUUGCGGAGGGGCGCAAGUUUGACUAUGUCUUUGGCGAUCUAACUGAUAUACCCAUUUCGGAUGCACCUAUUGGCGAAUGCUGGGAUUUUAUACGUACCAUCUUUGAGCAUUCAUUCCAGCUGCUCAAGCCGGAUGGCAAAUAUCUGACUCAUGGCAAUGGCACAAGCUGCUUGGAAUCGUUGCAGUUGUUCGAGGAACAGCUACGAUUGCUUAAGCCGAAGGUUAAGUUUACUACAACCAAAGCUUUUGUGCCGUCAUUCAUGGAAGAAUGGCUCUUCUAUCAAGUAACUUUCGCUUGACCAGCUCAAAUUGAAGCAGUUAUGCGACGACGACAAGCACCACAAUUACAGCUUACAACUAGCACGAACUUAACAACAGCAGCAACAACAACACCCACAUCGUGUAUCCAGAAUGCUACAUCCAACACGCAAAUCGUUCUCACACCCACAUUACAAAUCUAUCCAGUUGAGCUCAGCACCAAGGAGCCGCUGUUACUGCACAGCUACACCGUGAUAUUGCAUGCUGCCAAGACGCAGCAGCUGCCACAGAGUCUACACAACAAUAUUUUGCCCCUCAAGAAGCGACGUAAGAAGCGUGUGCAUUACCAUCAUGCCCUGGUUUCCUAGUGGAGGCUAUUCAUCAAAUGUAACCAAAAAGACAAAGAAACUACUUAGCAUCACUAAUAGCACCCAAAACAAUAAAACAACAAAAUAGACUUCCAAGGGCUGUAACUAGCAUCUGAUAACCAAACCAAAAACAAAUAUUUAAAGUCCAAUUGAUAUAAUUUAAGUUAGGAUUUAGUUGUGUUUUACGUUCAUUGAUUUUAAAACUAAAACUAAGUCAGGCUCAAAGGCAAGAAGAAAAGAAGCCGAAAAGUGUUAUGUAUUUAUUUGUGCUUAUUUAAUUAUUUAACAUUAUAAUUAAUGUCUAGUAUUUUCAUAAACAUACAUAAUAUUCUAUAUAUAAUUAGAAUUCAUGUAAUUUUUCAAUUAGACGCAAUUUAAAGCGUGUUUAUGAGAAAUGGAGUGUUAGGAGUGUAGCUGAUGGCUGAUGUCACUUGAUAUAUUUGAAUAAAAACAGCAAUAAAAUGUCGUACGCAAAAUAAA